CCGAUAAACCCCACCAAAGAAGAAGAAUAGCAGCUCGAGUCGAGAGCUCAACUCGGAACCGUCUUCCAGCGAAUAAUAACGUUCUACUCUUUGCUAUCAGAGCUAUCGUUUCCUUCGAGAAAAUACAAAUUUGUAUGCUGUAGCUAUUAAUAUGCUUAGGCAUAUCUUUAGCCUUCAGAAAAGAGACAUCAGACGGACAGCUUUUUUGAGCGCUCUACGAAAAAGAAAAAUAUACGGGAUUCCGAACGUUCGAUUCAUUCUGUAGCGAAACAAUUGGCUACAAUCUAUUGUUUGAUUCGGGGCGUGUUUUCAACCAAACAGAUACAGUUUAGUUUACGUCAAUUGCUUGGAACGUUUGUGAUCGUCAACUAUCACGACGGGAAAUCAAUCUGAUUAGCAACAGUUGCUGUUGAGCGAUUGCUGUCAUCUCUGAAACUAGUAGGCCUACGUGCAUUUGCCGACUAUUUUCUGAACUCUUCAAUUCAUUGAUCGAAAACAUCAUCCAGUGACGUAAAAAGUUGGUGAAAACAAGAUAAGAAACACGUCAUCAGACUAAAGGUCCAAAUAGGGGGAUUUCAGAAGUCAGAGCACAUGGAAUCUACAAAAGCAGGGGGUGUAAUAGCAUACAUCAGCUCCUCCAGCCCUGAGUCAUGUCAUAGUGACUCAAACGACUGCUACAACUCCUCUUCCCUGCCACACAACUCCUCCCACAUCUGUCGCCAGGGCAAUGUGGUGGACACGCCCCUAACCACAGCAGGUCUCCCACUGGCCCAUACUACAGCAAAGACCAGUGCAAAAUGCAGCAUUACUAAAAUCAACGGCCUAGUGCUGCUGUGUAAGGUGUGUGGAGAUAUUGCAUCUGGAUUCCACUAUGGGGUCCAUGCCUGUGAGGGCUGCAAGGGUUUCUUCCGUCGGAGCAUCCAGCAGAACAUCCAGUAUAAGAAGUGCCUGAAGAACGAGAGCUGUGCCAUCAUGAGGAUCAACAGGAACCGCUGCCAGCAGUGUCGCUUCAAGAAGUGUCUGCUGGUCGGCAUGUCCAAGGACUCUGUGCGUUUCGGCCGCAUCCCAAAGCGUGAGAAGCAGCGAAUGCUGCUAGAGAUGCAGAGUGCCGUGAACAACAUGAUGAACAACAGCCAGCUACACAGCCAGCUCCACGGCAACACACCCCUCCCCCUGGCCAAUCAGCUUCAGGUGCCGGCCUGCCCUGGGGAGCCCCGCCCCCAAGAUGUUGACUCUGGUUUAGGCUCAUCCUCUUCCUCCACCUCUCCCGCCGCUUCCCCCGGGUCCAACCAAUCAGAGGAGCCCAAACAUCACCCAGCGUCUGCAGUCGCCAUGGAUACAAGCCGAAGCCCUAUAUCGGCGUCUCCAAGUGGUUCAGACCGCGGGUCAGAGGAUGGGAUUGGCUCUGUGACCCAGGCCCACCAGGAGUCCUUCAUGUACAAUCAGAAGCAAGGUAGCCCCUCCCCCCAGUCCCAGGCUGAUGCCCAGCCGACCUCCCCGGGGGAGGAGCAACGUGUCAGUGACACUGGAAAGAGGAUAGAGGAGAGGAACUGGAACCAGCAGGAGGCCUGGAAGCAGAAGAACCAGAACCAGCAGAAUGACCUGGCCUCAUUCACAGUCACUCAGGCCCACGACCAGGCUCAGGAGAGGCCCACCAACACUGGGCCUCAGGGCCCUGACAGGCACCAUUGCCAGGAGGAUGACACCACCACCCCCAGCCAUUGCCCCUACAGCAGAGGUACUCCCCCCACCCAGAAUCACUGUCACUACAGCAGAGACAGACUGCCCAACAGCUCCCCUAGUGGCUAUUUCCCAGCCUACACCCACCAUGGAGGCAACAACAGCACUAGCCAGGCCACCUCCAACUCCCAUGGAGGAUUGACAAGACCACUGUGGAGCGGGGGCAACAGGAUGCAUCUGCUGUGUCCCAUGAACACAUCUCCCUAUGUGAAUCCCCAUAAGUCAGGCCAUGGGAUCUGGGAGGAGUUCAGCCACAGUUUCACCCCGGCCGUCAGGGAGGUGGUGGAGUUUGCCAAGCGGAUCCCAGGCUUUAGCGACCUCUCCCAACACGACCAGGUCAGCCUGCUCAAGGCUGGUACCUUUGAGGUGCUAGUGGUCCGUUUUGCGUCGCUGUUUGAUGUGAAAGACCGCACCGUGACAUUCCUGGGUGGUACCAAGUACAGCGUGGAGGCGUUACGAGCCAUGGGCGCCGGCGACUUCCUGACCUCCAUGAUGGACUUCAGUGAAAAUCUGAUGGGGCUCGGCCUUAGCGAGGAGGAGAUGAGCCUGUUCACCACCGUUGUCCUCAUCUCUGCCGAUCGCUCAGGGAUUGAGAACGUGAACUCUGUGGAGGCGCUUCAGGAAACUCUGAUCCGGCACCUGAAGGGCCUCAUCACUAAGAACCACACCAACGAGUCAGCCAUAUUCACCAAGCUGCUCCUCAGACUGCCCGAACUGCGCUCCCUUAAUAACAUGCACUCUGAGCAGCUGCUGGCCUUCAAGAUCCAUCACUAGACCAGAACCAAGUUCUGAACCUGGGGAGUAUUCAUUAGGCACCAAAUGGAACAUUUACUGAGAUGGGGAGGUACCACAUGAACUUGCCCAAUAAUAAAUGCUUGUAAAUUUUUCCCCCGUUGCAAAACCUUUUGCUAUGGUGUGCCCUAAUGAAUAUGACCAUGGACAUUGGGUCUGAGGCCUGUGGUUGUGGACCACAAAGCCCAUUUCUCCACCCACCUUGACACACCUCGACCAUCUACACUAAUGAACUAUGAACCCUGACCUCCAAGAGAACCCUCAUCACGCCCCUCACUUCACGUGAUCUUUUCCCUUCACAAACAAGUUGAAGUAGUCAGCAAAUGUGUCAAGAUCAAAGGGGAGGGAGGGGAAAUACUUAAGACUUCAACGUUAUCGUACUGUAAGGCUGAAAGGCUUCUGUUGUAAUAACCAUGAAUACACACGUUCAGACACAAGCGGAAGAUAUUAUGUUUCUUUGUCUUGUUUCUGUAUGUCCGUGUUGUGUAGGAAGUUUGCAACUGUACAACCCUUAGAGAAUAACCUUUUAUAAAUAUUGUGUAGAUGUGUAUUUUUGCAUCGUUGGUGCAAUAUGAAAUGUGAUUUGAUUAUUUACACUUUUCGUUUAGGUCUUACACCAUGGCUCUCCAACCCUGUUCCCAGAGAGCUACCACCUUGUAGGUUUUUGCUCCAACCUUGUUCAUGGAGAGCUACGAUCCUGUAGGUUUUUGCUCCAACCCUGUUCCCAGAGAGCUACCACCUUGUAGGUUUUUGCUCCAACCUUGUUCAUGGAGAGCUACCAUCCUGUAGGUUUUUUCUCCAACCCUCUUCCUGGAGAGCUAC
This is a messenger RNA of Oncorhynchus mykiss (rainbow trout), 3354 nucleotides long. It is a transcript of the gene nr1d2b, whose product is annotated as nuclear receptor subfamily 1, group D, member 2b. Gene Ontology annotation, molecular function: RNA polymerase II cis-regulatory region sequence-specific DNA binding; zinc ion binding; nuclear receptor activity. NCBI's taxonomy places the organism in Eukaryota, Metazoa, Chordata, Actinopteri, Salmoniformes, Salmonidae. The record is from RefSeq and is a predicted model, not a curated record. Gene Ontology annotation, biological process: negative regulation of transcription by RNA polymerase II; positive regulation of transcription by RNA polymerase II; hormone-mediated signaling pathway.